AUGGAGUAUCCACGCAACCACCAGCAUCACCGUCACCAACAACGCGACGACGGCGAUGAAGAUGAUCGUCGAUCCUUCGGGCAACCACCGCCACGCAACAACUUCGCCGAUGGUCCGCCACCUCCUGGCCUUUACCAGCCACAACAGCCUCACUUCGAUCCCUACGGUCCUUCGCCGCCAGCUCCGGCGCCGUACCGAUCAGAACCUCAUUUCGAUCCCUACGCGCCUCCUCCGCCAGGACCGGGCUCUUACCGAUCAGAGCCUUAUAUGGAAGCUCCCGCGCCGCCGCCUCCAUUUGGUCAAGUGAGCCACGUCGGCCACCAGAGCUCCAACGAAAUCAACCCACCGGACCACCACCGCCGUUACGGAGGUAACCCACCGCCUAAUUCGUCCCUAGGAAGCUACGGAGACCAAGUGAGCCAUGUCGGCCACCAGAGCUCCAACGAAAUCUACCCACCGGACCAACGCCGUUACGGAGGUAACCCACCGCCUAAUUCGUCCCUAGGAAGCUACGGAGACCAAACUGGCGGCGUUGCUCACGUUUCUCACCACACCGGCGGCGUCAGUCACGUUUCUCACCAUAGCUCAAAUCAGACCGGCCCACCUUCUGGUGCCCACCACGCCUCUGGUGAGAACCGUCUGCCUGGUAAUCUCGCCGGACUCGCCGGAAGGUCAACAGUGAAGGUGUUUUCCAAGGCGGAUCCUGACUACUACCUGACGAUCAGAGACGGUAAGAUCAUUCUCGCUCCAUCCGAUCCAUCUGAUCAAGCACAGCACUGGUACAAAGACGAGAAGUACAGCACUAAAGUGAAGGACGCAGAGGGUUUCCCUUGUUUUGCACUUGUAAACAAGGCCACUGGUGAAGCCGUGAAGCAUUCUGCAGGAGCUGCCAAACCUGUGCAUCUAACUCGAUAUGAUCCUGAUAGGCUUGAUGAGUCUGUGCUGUGGACACAGAGCAAGGAUAUGGGGGAGGGAUAUAGAACAAUAAGGAUGGUGAACAAUGUGAGGCUAAACGUUGAUGCAUAUCAUGGUGACAAGAAAUCCGGUGGUGUUCGUGAUGGCACGACUAUUGUCCUCUGGGACUGGAACAAAGGCGACAACCAGCUCUGGAAGAUCUUUCCUUUUUGUAAGCUUUGCUUUAACUUUUUUAUUAUGUUUGCUUUGUUUAGAAAGUGA
Molecule: messenger RNA, 1176 nt
Organism: Microthlaspi erraticum
Lineage: Eukaryota; Viridiplantae; Streptophyta; Magnoliopsida; Brassicales; Brassicaceae
Source: the annotation of a GenBank genome assembly